AUGGAUAGGUUCCGCCUCAACGGGGGCUUCCUCAGUUGCCUCCUCAACAACAGGCUUUUCAACUGCUGGAGCUUGAGUGACAGGCUCCUCAGGGGCGGUUUCCUUCACAUCAGCACUGGGUUCUUCAGCAGUAGUUUCCUCAACGGCGGGAUAGCUUCGGUGGGCUUCUCGGUAGGUUCAGGAACAGCUUCCUCGGCUGGCUUGACCUCAGCAGGAACCUCAGCAGCUGGUGGCUCUGUUGCUUCUGAAGCGGCCUUCUCAGGUGCUUCUUCUGUAGAAGAUCCCUGCUCCGUGGCGGGGGCUUCCUCUGUAGACUUCUCAGGCGUAGGUUCGGUCACUAGCUCUUUAGAAGCUGGGACUUCUGUUGUCUCUGGUGCAGCGACGUCGGCAGGCUUCUCCUCAAGUGGGGUCUCCUCCACAGGCUUCUCAGGCGUGGCUUCGGUAACGGGCUCCUCAGUCGCCGCCUCCUCAGUGGCCUUCUCAGCGGGCUCGGGAGCGGUUCCCUCGGCAGCUGGCUGUCCGGCUGUUUCGGGAACCACCUGCUCUUCGAACUUCUCCUCGGUGGUUGUUUCGGGCAUGGCCUCGUCGACGGGCUGCUUCGGAUUUGGCUUCUUCAGCGGGCUUCUCCUCGACGGGCUUCUCCUCGACGGGCUUCUCCUCGACGGGCUUCUCCUCGACGGGCUUCUCCUCGACGGGCUUCUCCUCGACGGGCUUCUCCUCGACGGGCUUCUCCUCGACGGGCUUCUCCUCGGCGGGCUUCUCCUCGGCGGGCUGUUCGACUACAGGUGUCUCCUCUUUCAAUUCAGGGACAGCUUCGGUAGGCUCUGCAGCUGCCGGUGCCUCUGUAGCUUCGGGUUUGGCUUCUUCGGCGGGCUUCUCCUCGGCGGGCUGUUCGACUACAGGUGUCUCCUCUUUUAA
Messenger RNA from Penicillium chermesinum, 918 nucleotides. RefSeq lists its product as uncharacterized. The record is from RefSeq and is a predicted model, not a curated record. Bases 1 to 918 code for a protein of 305 amino acids. NCBI's taxonomy places the organism in Eukaryota, Fungi, Ascomycota, Eurotiomycetes, Eurotiales, Aspergillaceae. The transcript has 4 exons.